GCGGCGACCGGAGAGGGAGCGGCGGGCGCAGGCGGCAGCAGCGGGAGCGGCGUUGGCGGCGGCCCCGGCGGAGCGAACGCGGAACCGGAGAGCGGGGAGCCCAGGCGGCCGUGCGCGUCCUGGCCGGGCCCGGGCCCGCGCGCCCCGCAUCGCCCGCAGUCCGGGCAUCCAGACCGCCCCGGCGUCCGAGGGGCUCCGGCAGGCGGGGGGAGGGGAGGGGGCCUGCGCGCGCGCUCGGGGGCGCUCCGGGGAGCGUCCGGCUAGGCCCGGAGCCGGCCGGGGGCGGCGGCGGCAGGAGCACCCCCUCCGUUUGGGCGCCCGGCUCGGCCGCUGGCGACAAGGGGCGCUCCCGAGGAUUUGCGAGUCUCCGGAUCAAGUCUUCGCCAGCGGGGCCGCCGCUGCCGGGGAAGGUGCUGCCGGCGGCCACGGAGGGCACAGGGCUCUGGACGUGAGGCGCCACUGCAGCCCCCUGGGUCACCCACAGGCCCCUCCUCCUGCCCCCGGCCCCGGCCCCAGCCCCAGCCCCCAGCCCGGUCCGCUCACUGCCGGACCCUGGCAUGUCCAGGCCUGGCCCGCGCCUGCCUGCCCAGCCCGCGGAACCCCAGCGGCCCCGCGAGCUAGGAUGAGGGGCCAGGCCGCCCCGAGCCCGCGCUGGGUCCUCUGCCCACUGCUGCUGCUGCUGCUGCUGGGGCGCCAGGCGUGGGCCGCCAUGGGGGCCGCCGCGGGGCCCGGGGCCGAGCCGUGCGCCACGCUGGUGCAGGGCAAGUUCUUCGGCUACUUCUCGGCGGCCGCCGUGUUCCCCGCCAACGCCUCGCGCUGCUCCUGGACCCUGCGCAACCCCGACCCGCGGCGCUACACGCUCUACGUGAAGGUGGCCAAGGCGCCCGCGCCCUGCCGUGGCCCCGGCCGCGUGCGCACCUACCAGUUCGACUCCUUCCUGGAGUCCACGCGCACCUACCUGGGCGUGGAGAGCUUCGACGAGGUGCUGCGGCUGUGCGACGCCUCGGCACCCCUGGCCUUCCUGCAGGCGGGCAAGCAGUUCCUGCAGAUGCGGCGCGACGCGGCCCCCGGGCCCCCUGACGACGACUUCUCCGUGGAGUACCUGGUGGUGGGCAACCGCAGCCCCAGCCGGGCCGCCUGCCAGAUGCUGUGCCGCUGGCUGGACGCCUGCCUGGCCGGCAGCCGCAGCUCGCACCCCUGUGGCAUCAUGCAGACCCCCUGCGCCUGCCUGGGCGGGGGCUCCGGGGACCCGGCCUCCGGCCCCGCGGGGCCCCACGGCGACGUCUGCGUGAGGGACGGAGCAGCCGGAGGCCCUGAGAACUGCCUGACUAGCCUGACCCAGGACCGGGGCCAGGAUGGCGCCCCAGGCGGCUGGAAGCUGUGGUCCCUGUGGGGCGAGUGCACGCGGGACUGCGGGGGCGGCCUGCAGACGCGGACGCGCACCUGCCUGCCUUCGCCCGGCCUCGGGGGCAGCGGCUGCGAGGGGGUCCUGGAGGAGGGCCGGCUGUGCAACCGCAAGGCCUGCGGAGCGGCCGCGCGCAGCAGCUCCCGGAGCCAGUCGCUGCGCUCCACGGACGCCCGGCGGCGCGACGAGCUGGGGGACGAGCUGCAGCAGUUCGGGUUCUCGGCCCCGCACACGGGUGACCCCGCGGCCGAGGAGUGGUCCCCGUGGAGCGUGUGCUCCAGCACGUGCGGCGAGGGCUGGCAGACCCGCACGCGCUUCUGCGUGUCCUCCUCCUACAGCACGCAGUGUAGCGGGCCCCUGCGCGAGCAGCGGCUGUGCAACAACUCGGCCGUGUGUCCAGUGCACGGCGCCUGGGACGAGUGGUCCCCCUGGAGCCUGUGCUCCAGCACCUGCGGCCGGGGCUUCCGGGACCGCACGCGCACCUGCAGGCCCCCCCAGUUCGGAGGCAACCCGUGCGAGGGCCCCGAGAAGCAAACCAAGUUCUGCAACAUCGCCCUGUGCCCUGGCCGGGCAGUGGACGGAAACUGGAACGAGUGGUCAAGCUGGAGCGCCUGCUCCGCCAGCUGCGCGCAGGGCCGGCAGCAGCGCACGCGCGAGUGCAACGGGCCUUCGUACGGGGGCGCCGAGUGCCAGGGCCACUGGGUGGAGAGCAGAGACUGCUUCCUGCAGCAGUGCCCAGUGGACGGGAGGUGGCAGGCCUGGGCCUCGUGGGGCGGCUGCAGCGUCACCUGCGGGGGCGGCUCCCAGCGGCGGGAGCGUGUCUGCUCGGGGCCCUUCUUCGGGGGAGCCGCCUGCCAGGGCCCGCAGGACGAGCACCGGCAAUGCAGCGCCCAGCGGUGCCCCGAGCCCCACGAGAUCUGUGGCGAGGACAACUUUGGCACCGUGAUCUGGAAGGAGACCCCGGCGGGAGAGGCGGCCGCAGUCCGGUGCCCCCGGAACGCCACGGGCCUCAUCCUGCGACGCUGUGAGCUGGACGAGGAGGGCGUCGCCUACUGGGAGCCCCCCACCUACACCCGCUGCGUCUCCAUCGACUACCGGAACAUCCAGAUGAUGACCCGGGAGCACCUGGCGAAGGCACAGCGAGGGCUGCCUGGGGAGGGCGUGUCCGAGGUCAUCCAGACGCUGGUGGAGAUCUCCCAGGACGGCGCCAGCUACAGCGGGGACCUGCUCUCCACCAUCGACGUCCUGAGGAACAUGACGGAGAUCUUCCGAAGGGCUUACUACAGCCCCACGCCCGGCGACGUGCAGAACUUCGUCCAGAUCAUCAGCAACCUGCUGGCGGAGGAGAACCGGGACAAGUGGGAGGAGGCGCAGCUGAUGGGCCCCAACGCCAGGGAGCUGUUCCGGCUGGUGGAGGACUUCGUGGACGUCAUCGGCUUCCGCAUGAAGGACCUGCGGGACGCGUACCAGGUGACAGACAACCUGGUCCUCAGCAUCCACAAGCUCCCGGCCAGCGGCGCCACGGACCUCAGCUUCCCCAUGAAGGGCUGGCGGGCCGCGGGCGCCUGGGCCAAGGUGCCCGAGGACCGGGUCACGGUGUCCAAGAGCGUCUUCUCCACGGGGCUGGCAGAGGCCGACGACUCGUCCGUGUUUGUGGUGGGCACCGUGCUCUACCGGAACCUGGGCAGCCUCCUGGCCCUUCAGAGGAACACGACCGUCCUGAACUCCAAGGUCAUUUCGGUGACGGUGAAGCCGCCCCCGCGCUCCCUGCUCACCCCCUUGGAGAUCGAGUUUGCCCACAUGUACAACGGCACCACCAACCAGACCUGCAUCCUGUGGGACGAAACGGACGUAUCCUCCCCCGCCCCCCCGCAGCUCGGGCCCUGGUCGUGGCGCGGCUGCCGCACGGUGCCCCUCGACGCCCUCCGGACGCGCUGCCUGUGUGACCGGCUCUCCACCUUCGCCAUCUUAGCGCAGCUGAGCGCCGACGCGAACAUGGAGAAGGUGGUGGUGCCGUCGGUGACACUCAUCGUGGGCUGCGGCGUGUCCUCCCUGACCCUGCUCAUGCUGAUCAUCAUCUACGUCUCCGUGUGGAGGUACAUCCGCUCAGAAAGAUCCGUCAUCCUCAUCAACUUCUGCCUGUCCAUCAUCUCCUCCAACGCCCUCAUCCUCAUCGGGCAGACGCAGACCCGCAGCAGGGUGGUGUGCACGCUGGUGGCCGCCUUCCUGCACUUCUUCUUCCUGUCGUCCUUCUGCUGGGUGCUCACCGAGGCCUGGCAGUCCUACAUGGCCGUGACCGGCCGCCUCCGGAACCGCCUCAUCCGCAAGCGCUUUCUCUGCCUGGGCUGGGGGCUCCCUGCGCUGGUCGUGGCCAUUUCCGUGGGAUUUACCAAGGCCAAAGGGUACAGCACCAUGAACUACUGCUGGCUCUCCCUGGAGGGGGGGCUGUUGUACGCCUUCGUGGGACCCGCUGCCGCUGUGGUGCUGGUGAACAUGGCCAUGGGCAUCCUGGUGUUCAACAAGCUGGUGUCCAAGGACGGCAUCACCGACAAGAAGCUGAAGGAGCGGGCAGGGGCCUCGCUGUGGAGCUCGUGCGUGGUGCUGCCGCUGCUGGCGCUGACCUGGAUGUCGGCUGUGCUCGCCGUCACCGACCGCCGCUCCGCCCUCUUCCAGAUCCUCUUCGCCGUCUUCGACUCGCUGGAGGGCUUCGUCAUCGUCAUGGUGCACUGCAUCCUGCGCAGAGAGGUCCAGGACGCUGUGAAGUGCCGCGUGGUGGACCGCCAGGAGGAGGGCAACGGGGACUCGGGGGGCUCCUUCCAGAAUGGCCACGCCCAGCUCAUGACCGACUUCGAGAAGGACGUGGAUCUGGCCUGUAGAUCAGUGCUGAACAAGGACAUCGCGGCCUGCCGCACGGCCACCAUCACCGGCACCCUCAAGCGGCCCUCGCUGCCCGAGGAGGAGAAGCUGAAGCUGGCCCACGCCAAGGUGCCGCCCCCCAACUUCAACAGCCUCCCGGCCAACGUGUCCAAGCUGCACGCGCACGGCUCGCCGCGCCGCCCGGGCCCGCUGCCCGACUUCCCCAACCACUCGCUGACCCUCAAGAAGGGCCGCGCGCCCAAGUCCUCCUUCGUGGGCGACGGGGACAUCUUCAGGAAGCUGGACUCGGAGCUGAGCCGGGCCCAGGAGAAGGCCCUGGACACGAGCUACGUGAUCCUGCCCACGGCCACGGCCACGCUGCGGCCCAAGCCCCCGGAGGAGCCCAAGUACAGCAUCCACAUCGACCAGAUGCCGCAGACACGCCUCAUCCACCUCAGCAUGACGCCCGACGCCGGCCCGGCCCGCAGCCCGCCCUCCCGCCAGCCCCCCGAGGCGCCCCCCGCCCAGCCCCCGCCGCCCCCGCCCCCGCCGCCCCCGCCCCCACAGCAGCCUCUGCCCCCGCCGCCCACCCUGGAGCCGGCGCCCCCCAGCCUGGGGGAGCCCAGGGAGCCCGCCCCCCACCCGGGGCCCAGCACGGGCACCGGGACCAAGAAGGAGAACGUCUCCACCUUGUCCGUGAGCUCCCUGGAGAGGCGGAAGUCGCGGUAUGCGGAGCUGGACUUUGAGAAAAUCAUGCACACGCGGAAGCGGCACCAGGACAUGUUCCAGGACCUGAGCCGGAGGCUGCAGCACGCGGAGAAGGACAAGGAGGCGCUGGCCCCCGAGAGCAAGCCAGAGAAGCAGCAGACGCCCAACAAGCGGCCCUGGGAGAGCCUGCGCAAGGCCCACGGGCCGCCCGCGUGGGUGAAGGAGCUGGAGCCGCUGCCGCCGUCGCCGCUGGAGCUGCGGAGCGUGGAGUGGGAGAAGUCGGGCGCCACCAUCCCGCUGGUGGGCCAGGACAUCAUCGACCUGCAGACCGAGGUCUGAGCGGGCGGGCGGUGGCCACACACCGGACGGAGGAGGGAUGCUGCUGGCCCGCCGCUGCCGCUGCCGCAGGACGGGCACAGACGCUCGAGGGCGGCGGGCCAGGCCCGCGCCCGGCUCAGGGCACUCGGACGGCGGCCGCGGAGGCCCGCAGUGCUGGGACCAGAGCCAGCGGGACAGGAGGCGGCGACCCCCGUGGCACAGGGCGCCCGAGGCCAGAAGGUGCCUCUGCCCUCCUCGGACCCAGCCCCGGCGGGCGGACAGGCGGCCGGGACAAUGCCGGGCUGGGUGCGGCCGGCACCGGAUGCUCACUGAGCUGCUGGCCGCGGCCUGGCACCGUUUUUUAGACGCCCCCAUCCCUGGGAAGCAGCCAGCCACCCGCCCCGCCCGCCGGCCUCAGGCGGCGCGCACAGCCCUCCUGCCCCCAGUGCAGGACCAGGGCCCUCAGACGAAGCAGGGGCGGGGAAUCUAUUUUUUCUCUCCUUUUCUUUUCUUCAAUAAAAAGAAUUAAAAACCCA
Molecule: messenger RNA, 5823 nt
Organism: Myotis myotis
Lineage: Eukaryota; Metazoa; Chordata; Mammalia; Chiroptera; Vespertilionidae
Gene: ADGRB1
Product: adhesion G protein-coupled receptor B1
Exons: 31
Coding region: 623-5308 (1561 amino acids)
Biological process (GO): negative regulation of angiogenesis; cell surface receptor signaling pathway; G protein-coupled receptor signaling pathway
Cellular component (GO): plasma membrane
Molecular function (GO): G protein-coupled receptor activity
Source: RefSeq, a predicted model, not a curated record